Vigna unguiculata (cowpea) is the source of this 1363-nucleotide messenger RNA. It is a transcript of the gene LEJ2, whose product is annotated as Cystathionine beta-synthase (CBS) family protein. NCBI's taxonomy places the organism in Eukaryota, Viridiplantae, Streptophyta, Magnoliopsida, Fabales, Fabaceae. The record is from RefSeq and is a predicted model, not a curated record.
GAACCACAUGAAAAAAUUACUUUAAAGAAUGGUGUGAUAAAAAUUGAAUGAAAAUUUUCGUAGAAAAUGUUGACACGGAAAGUUGAUUGAAGAAGAAGGAAACACGUGAAAGUUGAAGAGUUUUAAUCUCGUGGUGGCCAACAUCUUAAUCAAGAAGGAAUUACGAAUAACUGAUAUUUUGACGACACCAGCAAAUCAGGCCAAAUUUUAUUGGAGUGAGAACUCUGAAAUCUGAAUCCCAAAACAAACAAACAAAGCCUCUCUCAAUUCCGAAUCGAGUCCAACCAAACUCCCAACAAAUGGACUCGGUUCUCUUCCACUCCCAUCUCCACACUCUCCCUCCGCUUUCCUCCGCCGUUCACCGUCCUCUCUUCCAGCCUCCCACCGCCGCUGCUUUCCCCCGCUCUUCCCCUUUCCGGAGACUCUGUCCCCCGCCGCUUCUCGCCGCCAACACCCUCACCGCUAAUUCAGUCUCGCCAAGAAAUGGACUGUACACUGUUGGUGACUUUAUGACAAGGAAAGAGGACUUAUAUGUGGUGAAACCCACAACUUCUGUGGAUGAAGCUUUGGAUAUUCUUGUUGAGAAAAGGAUAACUGGUUUUCCUGUGAUAGAUGAUAACUGGAAACUGGUUGGUGUUGUUUCAGAUUAUGACUUGUUAGCACUUGACUCUAUAUCAGGUCAUGGGCUAAAGGAUAACAGCAUGUUUCCAGAAGUUGAUAGUACUUGGAAAACUUUUAACGAGAUUCAAAAGCUGCUCAGUAAGACCAACGGAAAAUUGAUUGGUGAAUUGAUGACCACUGCCCCUAUGGUUGUUCGUGAGACCACGAAUCUCGAGGAUGCUGCGAGGUUGUUGCUAGAAACCAAAUUUCGACGCCUUCCAGUUGUAGAUGCUGAGGGUAGACUGGUUGGGAUUAUCACAAGAGGAAAUGUGGUAAGAGCCGCACUGCAAGUGAAACGAGCAAAUCAGAAUAAAGCAUGAUAGGAUUUAGAUGGUCAUUCCAUUAUUUGUUGCUGGAUCGAAGUGUUCACAGAAGCUUCGCUUAAAUUAAAAAUGAAAAUUUUGGCUUAGGCAUGUAUAUGUUAUUGUUUUGCUAUUUACACAGAUGUUUGGCAAUAUUUCAAAAGGGCAAUUAUUAUUCUUAAUGAUCUCAUUGUAAUUCAUAUCGGCCGCCUUGGUGAUAAUGAUGUUGAAAAUGUUGUAAAAUGGCAUAGGAAUUUCAACCGGCAUUAAUCUACCGCCAUACUUACCACGUCUGUUAGUAGUUGAGCCGAAGCGAUGACUGGUCUUGGUCCGUCACUGUAAUAAAACUCAUGACUAGAUGUUUGAUCAGAACAGUUGGCAAUAAAAGGUCAUCUUGUUCA